This is a messenger RNA of Didymodactylos carnosus, 615 nucleotides long. NCBI's taxonomy places the organism in Eukaryota, Metazoa, Rotifera, Eurotatoria, Philodinida, Philodinidae. The record is from the annotation of a GenBank genome assembly.
AUGACUUCAAGUGGUACACUACGUAUCACAUUGCAGAAGAAUGCACUGUCCGGUGCAGGUGGACUCAUUUCGAAUACGAAGUUGACAGAUGGUAGUGCUUAUGAGCUUGACUUCGAUGUGAAGUUCCACAGUCAGUUCGACUGGAGUCGCGGUGGCAAAGUUGGCUUUGGAUUUGGUCUUGGAAACGGGAACACAGGUUGUAAUGUUGCAACAGAUGGAAAUGGUGGAACACUACGGCUGAUGUGGUACAACAAUCCGUCCACGAAACGAGUGUAUUUUCAUCCGUAUCUCUAUCACAAAGACAUGCCAGGUCCGUGUGGAGAUAAUUUCGGAAAGUCAUAUCCCUCAGGAGGAAGCAUUGAAAAAGGUAAAUGGUAUAAAGUUCAUAUGUACGUUAAAUCAAACACUGGCUCGAAUAAGAAUGGCCGUGUACAAGUGAAAAUUAAUGGAGUGACGCUGAUUGAUCAAGAUAUCCGUUGGACGACAAAUGAUAGUAAACGGCUAAUUAAUAAUUUGUCAUUUCAUUCAUUUCGAGGCGGAAAAGGUGAUGAAUGGAAGUCGAAUACAGAUGGUUAUAUUUAUUAUGAUAACCUGAUGGUUAGACAGAUCAGUUAA